AUGGCUAAAAAUCAAUAACUGGUUAAUCUGGCAAAACAUAAUAGAAAUCACAAGAAAAAAAGAUCUCAAGCUUAAGCUACAUAAGGUCAAAGCAUAUUUUGGCAACAAGUAUAACAACAAGCAGAUCAGCUUGCUAAACAAGCAACUCAACUACUGGCAAUUGUGUGGGCACCUAUCAAAUGGCAAACACAUUUAG
Molecule: messenger RNA, 196 nt
Organism: Acaulospora morrowiae
Lineage: Eukaryota; Fungi; Glomeromycota; Glomeromycetes; Diversisporales; Acaulosporaceae
Source: the annotation of a GenBank genome assembly